AAAGCAGUGAAAAACACGAAGCAACACUGGAGAUUCAGACCUCCACGAUGAAAAUAACCCAAAAGAAAAAAGAAUGAGGGUCUAAAACGACGUAGUAGAGUGGGCCACGGUGUAAGGGAGAAUGUAAAACUCGGAAAAACAAUAAUAAAUGUCAGAAAAAACAGUAGGUACUCUUGCAAAUGCAAACCAAAAGCGGCUUCAUUCAAAUGACAAAGUCAAUAUUUCUCACUCCUUCCCCUUUCUUUCCUUUCUCUCUCUCUGUCUCACUCAAAGUCACAAUUCAGUACCUUUCUUUCGCUAUAAAUUCAAAGAUCCCAUCAGAACAGACACUCAUUUUCCACGCUCGUGGAUCGCUUUCACAUUAGGAGAAAAAGAGAGAAAACAUGGAAAUGGAAAUGGUGGUUCCGGUCGACUUCAACUUCGACAGCAGCAACUGCUCCUCCCCAUUUAUCACCGCCCCUUCCAGCCCUCAACGCUUUGCUACUAACUCCAACUUCUUCUUCACCGCUCCCUCCAGCCCCAAUGCCAACCACAACCACCAUGAUUUCGAGUUCAAUUUCACCGGACACCUCGACAGACCUUUACUCUCCGCGGACGAGCUCUUCCUCGCCGGAAAGAUCCGUCCCCUAAAGCCGGCUCCGCCGACGCCGCCCCUUCGCUCCCCUUCUCCUGUGACAUCUCCCCGCAGGAAGAAGGACUUCGACCGGCUCGCAGAGGCCACAAAAGAAACGCACAGAGGCAGGAAAGAAGAAGAAGAAGAAAAAGAAGAGAAGAAUGAAGCGCGAGGGAGGCAAAGAGUUUUGGUGUCUGGUCGGAAAGGAAGUAGUAGAUCUUUGUCUCCUCUAAGAAUCUCCGACAUAGUGUGCGAAUCCGAAAACAUUUCUUCCUUCACAAGCAACUCCAAAUCUCCUUUCCUCCUAGCUUCUAUUUCUUUCACCAGAAAAUGGAAGUUCAGAGAUUUUCUCCUCUUUCGAAGUGCUUCAGAGGGAAGGACCGACAAGAACCCGCUCAAAAAGUACGUGAUUCUCUCCAAAAACGAAGAUGUUCGGAACUCCAGCUUUCGGUCCACCGAGAGCUCCGGUUCGCUCUCCAAACGCCGCGGCCCAGUUUCAGCCCAUGAGUUGCAUUACACGGUGAACCGGGCCGCAUCCGAAGAAAUGAAGAAGAAAACGUUUUUGCCUUACAAGCAGGGUUUAUUGGGCUGCUUGGGCUUUAACCCUGGUAUGCAUCACAUCUCUAAAGGAAUGUAAUCAAUUCAAUUAUCUCCUUUGGAUUUUCUUACUGUUCUCUCUUCUUUUCCGCAAAAAGCACUCAAAUAAUUUUACCAUACCUUACUUCUCUAAUUUCUCAUUCUUAAAUCAUUCCAAUGAACAAUAAAUAAAUAAAU
This is a messenger RNA of Vigna radiata var. radiata (mung bean), 1387 nucleotides long. RefSeq lists its product as uncharacterized. The record is from RefSeq and is a predicted model, not a curated record. NCBI's taxonomy places the organism in Eukaryota, Viridiplantae, Streptophyta, Magnoliopsida, Fabales, Fabaceae. The transcript has a single exon. The coding region runs from base 384 to 1250 and encodes 288 amino acids.